Messenger RNA from Microthlaspi erraticum, 1176 nucleotides. The record is from the annotation of a GenBank genome assembly. NCBI's taxonomy places the organism in Eukaryota, Viridiplantae, Streptophyta, Magnoliopsida, Brassicales, Brassicaceae.
AUGGAAUCCAUAGCAAAGCUCCCUCAAACAUUCAAAGAGAACCCUUCGGUGAUCUUUGAUUCAACAGCUCUAAACCAUCAACCAGACCAAAUACCUCAACAAUUCGUAUGGCCCGACCAUGACAAACCCUCUACAAACGUUCCAAUCCUACAAGUCCCUAUCAUUGACAUCGCCGGCUUCUUCUCCGGCGACCCGUUCUUGGUCACGGAGGCUACAAGACUCGUCUCAGAAGCGUCAAAGCAACAUGGUUUCUUCCUAGUCACCAAUCACGGAGUCGAUGAGAGGCUCUUGUCUAAUGCCUAUAUGUUGAUGGACACAUUCUUUAAGUCGUCGACUUUUGAGAAAGAGAAGGCUCAAAGGAAGUGGGGAGAGAGCUCAGGUUACGCUAGUAGCUUUGUAGGGAGAUUCGAGACGAAUCUUCCGUGGAAGGAAACGCUGUCGUUCUUGUUCACCCCAGAGGAGAAGAACGAGAACCACGCACAAAACGUUAACGAUUUCGUUUUAAAGACAAUGGGAGAAGAUUACAAAGAUUUUGGGAGGGGUUUUCAAGAAUACGCGGAGGCCAUGAGCAAUCUCUCACUGAAGAUCACGGAGCUUCUUGCAAUGAGUCUUGGCAUCAAUAGGAAUCAUUUCAAAGAUUUUUUCGAAGACAACGAAUCGAUCUUGAGAUUGAAUUACUACCCAAAGUGCAAGCAAUCGGAUGUUGUGCUAGGGACAGGACCACACUGCGACCCAACCUCUCUAACCAUACUUCAACAAGACGAAGUCAGUGGUCUUCAAGUUUUCGUGGACAACAAAUGGCAAUCAAUCCCUCCUAAUGCGGAAGCAUUGGUGGUAAACAUUGGCGACACUUUCAUGGCUCUAACGAAUGGAAUAUACAAGAGUUGCUUGCAUCGGGCGGUGGUGAAUAGCGAGAUAGAAAGGAAGUCACUUGCAUUCUUUCUAUGUCCAAAAUUUGACAAAGUGGUGAAGGCACCAGUGGAAUUAAAAGGUGGAAGAGCGUAUCCGGAUUUUACAUGGUCUAUGUUGCUUGACUUUGUAACGAAUCAUUACAGAGCAGACAUGAACACUCUUGAAGAGUUCACACAUUGGCUCAAGAACAGAGGAAGUCUUGGUGAUGGAUCUGGGCAAAAGGAAGAGGCAAUAAGUGUUGUGGCACAUAAAGUGGCUUCAUAA